This is a messenger RNA of Gorilla gorilla gorilla (western lowland gorilla), 4839 nucleotides long. Its product is annotated as basic proline-rich protein-like. The record is from RefSeq and is a predicted model, not a curated record. Lineage: Eukaryota; Metazoa; Chordata; Mammalia; Primates; Hominidae. The coding region runs from base 99 to 1358 and encodes 419 amino acids. The transcript is spliced from 2 exons.
CCUCAAUCUCAUGGCGCAUGCUGUUGAAGAGAGCCACGCCAUACUGGUCUUCAUAGAACUGGAGGAACUCCGUCAGGAUCUUCCCGGUUUUUUCUGCGAUGUGCUGGCGCCGGGCGUCGUCCAGGUGCGUGGACAGCACGUCCCCCAUGGCCAGGAGGAGUCGCGGCCCGAUCCGGCCGACGCCGCCGCUGUUGCCCGCGCUGCUCAGGCGGACGCCGCUGGCGCCAUGGAGCCCGGCCCGCCCUGCUUCCCCCGCUCCCGCCGCUCCCGCCGCUCCCGCCGCUCCCGCCGCUCCCGCCGCCCGGCUGCGGCUUCCGCUCCGGCUCCUCUCCCGGUCGGGCCCCGUCCCUCCCGCCGGCCGCCUUGGCCCCCUCCCUGCCCUCGGCCCUGCACCCCGGCGCCCCGCCCCGCCCCACCAGACCACGCCCCCGCAGGCCAACCCCGCCCCCUCCCCGCCCGCUGCCCUGCGCCCGCCGCGUCCCACCCCGCCCCGCCCUCGGUCCUGCACCCUCUGCGCCCCACCCAGCCCCUCCAGGGUCCGCCCCGUAUGCCCCGCCCCCUCCGCUGCCUCGGGCGGGCGGGGCACAGGGGCCGUGGACGCCGGGACCGCCCUGGAGAAGGAGACAAAGAGAAGGUCCCAGAAAGGGAGACCGCGGAGAGACUGCGAAGAGCGCACCCGCCCUGUACCUAAGCAGAGAAAGAGACGGGGCUGGUGGGGGCAUCUGAAAAACUGGGGGUGCUCUGGGGGACUCCAGCCUGAGUGUCACCCCCCUCCCCUCCCCAACCCUGCCCGCGCGGGAAAAGAAUCGCGCCGAGGAGGAUGUGGGGCACUGGCAGGGGACGCCUGGACCUACGGGCCGGAAUUCGGCGUUCGCCCCCUCCUCUUCCCUGAACAGUGCCCCCUGCCCCCCCAGUCCCGCCCGCCACUGCCCGCGCUCAGGAAGUUCCCUGGCCUUGAUUCGACCUGCCCCAGAAGGUGUGCCCGCCGGUCUUGCACAAUAGCUAUAGGAAGGGGGUGGGGAAGGCUAGGGCCCGAAAGCACCCCCGCCCCAGUGCCAGGCGGGCUUGCCUUAGGCCCAGCAUAUGGGUAUUUCACUCGGGAGGCGGCUUGGGGGACAGAGCAAAUCAGAAAAGGAAAAAGCAGUAGCACUUUACAGUUUGCAAAAGACUACCACCAGAAUCAAAACCCGGAGACCGACAUGCACCAGCCUAUGGGGCUGGGCAUGGGUGGGUCGCAGUGCCAGGGGAAUGUGUUUCAGUUUCAGGACUUCCCAAGCUGGCAGGGGAGACAGUCAGGUAACCAGUGGGAUUCCCCAGAUCUCAAUCCUUCUUUGGCUGCUGGUGCUCAGAUCUCCUGAUCGGCACUGGGACAAGGCCAUCCACUUUCUGCUUGUUGACCCCUGGUAACUAAGCACUCACCACUUCUCUCAUGCAUUUCACGUUGUUAUUGGGCAGCUCUUAGUGUAACUGUGGCAUAAGGCAGGAAGUGAUGAUGAUAACAGUUAAAUUUGCUGAGCACCUGUACUUCAGGCCUGUGCACACCACAGGAGGUAGGUUUGAAAUGGAUUAAAGUGAUGCAGGCAUUCAUUCAUGCAUUCAGUCACUUACCAGUCAUUCAGCAAUGGGUGGUCAACACCCGUGUGCCAGGCCCUCUGCUAGAUGCUGGGGGUGAAACGAGAAGGAAGCCCAAGCUGCCCUCCCCUCUGUGACCCUGGACAAGUGGCAUUACCCCUUUGAACUUCAGCUACCUCAUCUGUCAAAAGAGAAUGAUGCCUUUUGCGGGAAGGUUAAAUGAUAUCACAAAAUGCCCAGCAUAGUGCCUGGCACCAGGGUCCAUCAUCUCUCAAUAAACAGAACGUGUCAUUCUAUUAUUCAUAGUCCCUGCCCUCAAGAGCUUAGGGAAGCUUGAGGAAGGAGCAGAACAUUCUGUUUUAAGGAAAAUCACAGAGGGGGUAGGACCAGAACUGGAAGUUGAAAAACAAGACUUUUGACAGCAGAUACUGAGAAACAGCAUUCCAGGGAGUGGGGACAGCAUGGGCAGGGGCCCAGCCUUUGAGGGCCGGGAUGCAUUCAUGCAUCAAAGAGUCAUCAUCAGGUGGAGUUGAAGUCAUGCUGGUUGGGGAUCACUAGUUUCCUUUUAUAGAGGUGGAAACUGAGGCCCAGAGAGGGAAAGUGACUUGCCAAGGGCACACAGUGAGGCAGAGGGAGAACCUGGCCAAAGGCCAAGUCUCCUGGCACCCAGUGUCUGAUUCUCUCUGAGCAACCAGAAGCAAGUGAUGCUGAUAACCUCUUUUCAUUUUUCUCAUAGCCCAAACUGCAGGGUCUGCUCUGCCCAGGGAGGAGCUAGCUGGAGCUAGCUGGCAUCUGGACACCAGAGGCAUCUUCUUGGCUGGGCUGGAGGCCUAGGCCAGGGGGGUUAGAGAUGGGGCCACAGUGGCCUUUCCCCAGCCUUCGUGGCACACCCAGGCCUGGAACACCUACAGCCUGCCUACCAUGUGAGGCCCCUGGCCCAGGGAUGGGUUCCACCCUGGCCCAGGGUGGGACCCCAGAUGGGGAGGCAACUUGAGCAUCCAAAAGGUCUCCUCUUGCUUUGGAGACCUUCUGUCACAUGUCACCUAAUCCCUCUGAGCAUCCAUGGCCUCAUAUGUGAGAGGCACAUGAGAUGAAAGUGGAAAGGCGGCCGGGCGCAGUGGCUCACGCUUGUAAUCCCAGCAUUUUGGGAGGCCGAGGCAGGCAGAUCACGAGAUCAGGAGUUUGAGACCAGCCUGGCCAACAUGGUGAAACCCCAUCUCUAUUAAAAAUGCAAAAAUUAGCUGGGCAUGGUGGCACGCACCUGUAGUCCCAGCUGCUCAGAAGGCUGAGGCAGAAGAAUCGCUUGAACCCGGGAGGCAGAGGUUGCAGUGAGCCAAGAUCGUGCCACUGCACUCCAGCCUGGUGACAGAGCGAGACUCCAUAUAAAAACAAAAACAAAAACAAAAAAAAACAGAAAGUGGAAAGGCAUUGUAAACAGUAGGGUGCUAUGCACACAUGUGAAUAGCUCUCCGCAAAUCUGGGGCCAGUCCCUGACAAUUCAAGAUUCAUUCAUUUCACACCAAAAAAAAACUGCCUUGUCUAGGGGUGGGAUGAAGGAGAAUUGAGGGCAAAAAAAAAUCUGGAGGGAACUUUAGGGGGAUAAAAAUGGUCCUAUGUCUUGACUGAGGUGUUGGUAAGAGAACAUAUUUAUCUAAAUUUAUCAAACUGCACAGAUGCAUCAAACGGAUGCAUUUUAUUAUAUCAAAAUUAUACUUCAACAAAGUUUAUUUUAUUUUUAUUUUUGAGACAAGGUCUCUCUCUGUCGCCCAGGCUGGAGUGCAGUGGUGCAAACAUGGACUCAGUGCAGCCUUGGCCUCCUGGGCUCAAGGCAUCCUCCAAUCUCACCCUUGGGCUACCACACCCCGCUAAUUAAAAAAUGUUUUUCAUAGAGAUGGGAUCUCACCAUGCUGCCCAGGCUGGUCUCCAACUCCUGGGCUCAAGGGAUCCUCCCGCCUAAGCCUCCCAGAGUGCUGGGAUUACAUGUGUGAGCCGCCAUUUAUUUUAAAGUGAAAAAAUAAACAUGCAAGCACCUACUAUGUGUUGGAUGCUAUUCUAGGUAUUGGGGAUAAAUCAGUAUGCAAGAGAGUCACGGUCCUCGUCUUCAUAGAGGUUAUAGUCUUAUGAAAAAAUACAACAAAUAAAUAAAAUGACUUCAGAGAGUAAUAAACAUUAAGAUGGGAUAGAGUGACAAGUGGGGUUGGGGUGGGAUGCCAUCUAGGAAAGUGGUCUAGGAAGGAGGAGGAGAUGAUGCCUUGGGACCUGAUUGGCAAGAAGGAGCCUGCUUGAAGAAGGUUCAGGAACAGCUGCCAUUUAUGGAGAUGGACCAGAGACCAGGUGUCACACCAAGGACUUUUCUGCCUCCUACUGUCCUCACAGCUUCUGGGGUAGUAAUGAUAAAGCCCAUUUUAGAGUUGAAUAAAUUGUUGCGAGGAUUUUUUUUUUUUUUAAUGAUAUUCAGGCUGAGCACGGUGGCUCACACUCGUAAUGCCAGCACUUUGGGAAGCUGAGGCAAGAGGAUUGCUUGAGGCCAGGAGUUUGAGACCAGCAUGGGCAACAGAAUGAGACCCCGUCGUUAAAUAAUUUUUUAAAAAAAUUAGCUGGGCCUGGUGGUGCAUGCUUAUAGUAGUCCCAGCUACUAGGAGGCCAAAGCAGGAAGACCUUGAGCCCAGGAGUUUGAGGCUGCAGUGUGCUGUGAUCUCGCCGCUACACUCCAGCUUGGGUGACAGAGUGAGACCUUCCCUCUUUAUAGAUAUAUGUAUGUACGUAUGUAUAUAUAUUCCAUCAUAUGUAUACAGCAAUCCUUGUUCAAACACUGGAACAGGUAGGCACAGAGAAGGCGUGACAGGUAAAGGCGUGAGUGUGAGCAAAAGGAAGCAAGGUGAGUCCUUGUGGGGCCCAAGCCAGAUGGCUGAUCUAGGACUUCCUGCAGGGAAGGAGGGGUGGGCCCUGGCAUGGACUGGUGGGACCCCAGAUGGGGAGGCAACCUGAGCAUCCAGAACAGAAUUUGUUGGGUUUUUUUUUUUCACUCUGGAAAGAUUGUAAAGCUCUUUAAACUUUCUCAACUCUCUCUACUAUAUGUUAAGAAAUCAAUUAUUGUAAUAAAAAAAAGUUACAGUCUUUGGGUGGGGAAGGAAUGAAGUUAUUUGCCCUUUUUUUUUUUUUUCAAGGAAAGAAAAAUAAACAUAGUCAUCAGCACUACGAAGGAUUCCAGGAAGUUUGACAUCAGAGAAUUUCUCAACUCUCAAAUGCUGGAAACCCCUGCCCUCA